Messenger RNA from Helianthus annuus (common sunflower), 620 nucleotides. RefSeq lists its product as uncharacterized. The transcript has a single exon. Bases 259 to 468 code for a protein of 69 amino acids. Lineage: Eukaryota; Viridiplantae; Streptophyta; Magnoliopsida; Asterales; Asteraceae. The record is from RefSeq and is a predicted model, not a curated record.
AAUAAAUGGAUGAAGAUGGGGACAAUAAGGAUAAAGGCGGUGGGCAAACACAUGAGGCAACACGUGUUUACUUUUGCUUUUAUUUUAACACCAUCAUCUUUUAUUAUUCGUUACUUGUCCGACUAAAACACUCACCAUCUCCUCCUCCUCCAAUCCAUAUAUAUUUAAUUUAAUUCGCUAUACAUAUAUAUAUAUAUAGGAGGAGCCGAGGAGGAGGAGGAGAAAUUAAUCAAAUCAAUCAGUAGGCAGUGAGUGAAGAUGGCAGACUGGGGGCCCGUGGUGAUCGCAGUGGUGCUGUUCGUGCUGUUGUCGCCGGGGUUGUUGUUGCAGAUACCGGGAAGAAACAGAGUGGUGGAGUUUGGAAACAUGCAGACCAGCGGACUCUCCAUACUUGUCCACACCGUCAUCUAUUUCGGCCUCCUUACCAUUUUCCUCAUCGCCAUCGGCGUUCACAUCUACACCGGCUAGCUAGCUACCUCUUUUCUUUUCUUUUUUUUUAAACCUUCCUUCCUUUUCAAUUCAUAUGCUGCUGCUGCUGCCGCUGUUUUAAUUAUUACUAGUUCUUUCUAUCAUUUUGUUGGUUGGUUUCAUUAUUAUGAAUUAUUAUUAUUGUAGAAAUA